Molecule: messenger RNA, 1951 nt
Organism: Bufo gargarizans (Asiatic toad)
Lineage: Eukaryota; Metazoa; Chordata; Amphibia; Anura; Bufonidae
Gene: RPS19BP1
Product: ribosomal protein S19 binding protein 1
Exons: 4
Coding region: 71-508 (145 amino acids)
Cellular component (GO): nucleolus
Molecular function (GO): enzyme binding
Source: RefSeq, a predicted model, not a curated record
GUCAUGUGAUGCCGGAAGUUGUAGGUUACUGGAGGUGGAAAUCACACGUGUGGACUGCAGUGGAGGGAACAUGUCCGCGGCGCUGCUCAGGAAGGGGCUGGAGCUGCUGGGCUCCGAUUCCGGCGGUAUAAAGAAAAGACCAGGAGGCAACAAUCAGCAAGCAGCAUUAAGUAGCCACAAGAUAGGAAUGAAGAAACAGCGCAGGAGACUAAAGCAGCAAGGAAAGCCCCAAAACCAGAAAGCAUCAGCCAAAAACAGAGUGAUCAGAUCGGCCGUGGAGGAGUACAAGAAGCAAACCGCGAAGGAUCAUCUCGCACAGAACCUCAAGUACAUGCUUGGUACACAAGCUGUUGCAAAUCAAGUCUCGUGCCACAAGAUUCUGACUCAGCACUUUGGACGGAAAGCAAAAGACCAGCGUGUCAAAAAGCAAAAGAAGGUGGUAGAAAAGUCUGUCUUUACAGAUCAGGACUUCGAAAAGUUUCAGAAAGAGUAUUUUGGAGCCAGAUAGCAGAGAGGAGGUUCAGUCACCCCUUGGCAGAUAUAUUCCUUUAUUUCAAGUCUUAUGUGUUAUGGGGCAUUAGAAAGGAUGAGAACAUUUUGUGGUGGACUAAAUGAAGCCACCUGGACUGCAUUUCUCUGUAAAAUGUUAUCACUGUGUCUAUAAUAAAACUGGGGGAAAUGUAGAAAUGAUAUUGUCGCUAUGGAGAGAGAGUGCCUGAAACAAUAAAAAGAGCGGAAAGUAAAGAAAUGUGGAUAGAGGGAGGCAUGCUUUCAGAAUGAUAUUAUUAACAAAGGCCACUAUGCUAGUAAAGGGGGUUUCCAGUAAGAUAAAAAAAAAAAAAAAGUCCAGAACAUGUUAAAAGUCACCAUGAAGGAUUUCUGUCCAUUCCCAUGCCGCUGGCCGUCUGAGACGUCGGUCCCUGCUGCUCUACUCUUCCUGUCCGAGCUCAACAUGGUGGAAACGCUAGGAAGGGCCUGCUCCUGCAAUCGCCCUAAGGCCUCAUGCACACGGCUGUGGCCCGUAUUGUGGCCCACAAACAGCGGGUCCACAAUAUGCAGGCAUCGAUCGUGUGUUCCCUGCAUCACGAAUGCGGACCCUUUGACUUGAAUUGGUCUGCAAUCCAGAGCAUCUAUUUAUUUAUUUUUCCCCCGGUGCGGACGUAUCACGGACAUAUUCAAGUUGAAUGGGUCUUGAUCCAUCACGGCUGCCGCACAGAAGUUGCCCUGCAUUGGGGACCGUAAACUUGCGGUCCCCAAUGCAUUGAACGGCCGUGUGCAUGAGGCCUAAGACUGGUUUCACAGUUUAUUUUUCAGAUCCAUCAGAAAAAUGAACAAAAAUAAAUAAAUGAUCCUGUAUUUUAAGCAUCAAUUAUGCACAUUAUGUAUCCGUCUUAGCUACUUCCAUCUGAGAUCCGUUAGCUGCCACUCAGGAUUACUAAAGCAAUCUUGCAUUUUGUCCCAGUGUUGAUUAUCCUUUUGUUUCUCCAUAAUUUUUUAAUCCAUCAGAUGGCUGAUAGCCACGUGCUUUCAACAGAAGACAAUGGAGGUUAAUACAAGUGAGUUAUUAAGGUGGUCCUUCACCCACUGCACAGCCCCAUACAAACAGAUGGGGGCCGUGAGGGACAUGUCAUGUGACUGUUCAGUCAAGAUGGAUGUUUCAUUGAACGCAUAGCCCCCACUAGCUUUAUGGUAUUAGCUCCGAUAGAUGCCCUAACUAUAGCUAGACGAGACCUCUAAUACAGUGCCCACAAUACAAUAUAUUUUUAUUUGAUAUGUUAUGUAAGGAGUGGAAUAAAAAAUGAUCACAAUUCUUAUUACUAUUAUAUUGCCAGUCCUUUCAUUUGUUGUUAGAAUAUAUCAGUAUUUAUUUUUCUUUUAUUUUUAAUGCAUCUGAAAUAAAUAAUGAAUCAACUUUGCAAAUAGUUGUAAUAAAGAGUCUUUAGCACAUUAC